AUGCAUAAUGAUCAUGAUUACAUUAUUACAUCACAAAACAAUCAAAUACGCCAAACAAUUGAUGAAGUUACAAAUUUAAAUUUGAAAUCUGAUUUUAACACAGUUUACAUUUUCCUUAAACAAAUUUCAAAUAAUGGAGAUAAGUUGAAAAUGAUUAUUUCAUGUGCAGCUGGAUUAAGUGAAAAGAAAGAUAGUUUUGAUAAUACUCCACUUCUUUAUGCAUGCACAACAGGAGAUUUUCAAUUAACAAAAUCUCUUAUUGAAGGAGGUUGUGACAGAGAUGCAGUUCAUAAAUAUGGAAAUAAUUGUUUGGUUGCAGCAUCAUUCAAUGGUCAUCUCGAAAUUGUAAAAUAUUUAAUUGGAAUGGGCAUUGGCAAAAAUUGGCGAAAUAAAAUAGAUGGAUUUGAUGCAAUUCUUAUCGCUUCACAAAAUGGUCAUCUUGAAGUUGUUAAAUAUCUAGUAAGUAUUGGUUGUGAUGUAAAUUCCAAACAAAAAGAUAAUGCAAAUUGCAUUUUCAUGGCUUCAAAAAAUGGUCAUCUUGAAGUAGUUAAGUAUCUUAUUUCGGUUGGAGCAAAUCCAAAUGAAAAAGAUAAUCAAGAAUUUAAUGCAAUUCUUAUUGCUUCACAAUAUGGUCAUCUUGAAGUUGUUAAAUAUCUAGUAAGUAUUGGUUGUGAUGCCAACUCCAAACAAAAAAUUAAUGCAAAUUGCAUUUAUAUGGCAGCAUCAAAUGGUCAUAUUAAUGUUGUUAAGUAUCUUGUUUCGGUUGGAGCAAAUCCAAAUGAAAAAAUUAAAUUUGGAGCAUCUCCAUUAAUUGCAGCAUCAGCAAAUGGACAUCUUGAAAUAGUUAAAUAUCUGAUUCAAAAAGGAUGUAAUAAAAAUGAUAAAACAUCCACAAAUGAUUCUUCCCUUCAUUAUGCAUCAUCUAAUGGUCAUUUUGAAGUUGUUGAAUUUUUCGUUUCAAUACAUGCUCAGCUUAGUGAGAAAAAUAAUAAAGGAAAAACUCCACUUGAUUGUGCAAAAGAAAAACAAAAUGAAAAUGAAAACUACAGAAAAAUCAUAAAUAUUUUAGUUCAAUCUAGUGCAAAAUAA
Molecule: messenger RNA, 1089 nt
Organism: Trichomonas vaginalis G3
Lineage: Eukaryota; Parabasalia; Trichomonadida; Trichomonadidae
Product: protein ubiquitination
Exons: 1
Coding region: 1-1089 (362 amino acids)
Molecular function (GO): protein binding
Source: RefSeq, a predicted model, not a curated record